This is a messenger RNA of Magnusiomyces paraingens, 5358 nucleotides long. RefSeq lists its product as uncharacterized. Bases 1 to 5358 code for a protein of 1785 amino acids. The transcript has 3 exons. Gene Ontology annotation, molecular function: snoRNA binding. Gene Ontology annotation, cellular component: t-UTP complex; small-subunit processome; 90S preribosome. NCBI's taxonomy places the organism in Eukaryota, Fungi, Ascomycota, Dipodascomycetes, Dipodascales, Dipodascaceae. The record is from RefSeq and is a predicted model, not a curated record. Gene Ontology annotation, biological process: maturation of SSU-rRNA from tricistronic rRNA transcript (SSU-rRNA, 5.8S rRNA, LSU-rRNA); positive regulation of transcription by RNA polymerase I.
AUGGUUUCUGAUUUGGCAUCUCAGCUCGCUCGGAUUAGCGCCAACAAUACCGUGGUGCUUGAUCGCAAGAAGCAAAAGGCCAUCCACUCCAAAUCCUUAAUAUUCGAUCCUAAACAAGCUGCUGGACAAGACUAUGAAACCAUCUUUAGUUUUUCCAGUGAUGGUCUUUCUGAACUCGAGUUGAUUGACCCUCGAUUUUCUGCAUUCAGAAGCAAUAUUUUUUCCGAAACUUCAAUUACUGUCGACAGAAAUACUCAGACUGCUGAGCAAAACACAUUACUGGACAAGGCCAUCGAAGAGUUUUUCUUGCUCGUUGCUCCCAGACUCAAUCUUAAACCUGCCAUUACUGCUUUAGAAUGGCUUGUUCGAAGAUUCCAUGUUCACAUCCACAAUGCUCAAUCUCUGAUAUUGGCUGCUCUUCCCUACUACGCCUUGCCCGUAUUUCUUAGAAUCCUAGACACUAUUUCUACCCCUCUUCCUCCAGUAUUCAACUUCCUCAUGCAUUCCAAAAAGACAGUCAAGAACCCCAGCAGAACCCUGCUUGUCCGCGCUUUGGCCGCAGAUCCCGAGCUCCAAAAGUUGGUCUGCUCUUACAUUGUAAAUUCCAUCAAGCGUGAUCGCGAAUAUCAACUUCAACUUGCUUUCUGGUCUUCGACUUCUAUUUGGACCAUGACUUUGAUGAAGGACAAACGCGUUGAAGAUGAAGAUAUUAUUGAUAGAUAUAUUAGCUUUAUUUCUGAAGUUAUCCCCCUUACAAAACAUAGCGAAGCUCAAAUCGCUGCAUACAUGAUUUUAUCUGUUUUAGCCUCAAUCACUCAUUUGAGCAGUGAAGUUUUAAACGCUGCCAUUAAGUCUGUUGUCUUUAACUGGAGUCCAGACGCCUCUAAAAGCGGUCUUGCCUGUGUGACACAACUUGCAAAGAGCCUUGACGAUGACACUGUUUUUGAAAAGUCUACCUGGGAAUCUCUCAACUCCGAGUCCAUUCUCAAUGAGUUUGUCCAUCUUGGACAAUCUUACAAUAUUUCUUCUUUUACUACCCUUUAUUUACUUUCAAUCUUCAAGUACCAAAACUGGAAACUUUUGUCAAAGGUUUCUUACAUCAUUACUAAGUGUCAUAUAACUGAAGACCAGCUUAACACCGUUGUUGAAACUGCCAUCUCUUCUUUGAAAAACUCCGAAGUUCCAGCUGAAUACAUAUUUUCAUUUCGUCGCUUUGUUGAGUUUCUCCUUGAGAAUGAGCAGAGUGAAAAAGCUCUCAAAACUGCUUUGGAAUCUCUUGAUCUUUCUCUCGAAGCUUUGGAGCUUCUUGUGCAAUCUUCUCUUGUUUCCCGCCUUUUGCCCCAUUCUUAUGACCAAGAUAUCGAACUCGAAGAUAUUGAAAAAUCAGUAGCUUCUUCAUCUUCUGUCGAAUCUCAAAUAACUGCUCUUAGCGAGUCCUCUGUUCACUCUUACCUCGACUCUGAAAACAAUGACGAGUUCGAAAUCAGAGGAUCCAUCUUUUCUUCUGCUUUGGACAGAAUCCAAACUGUGGACAAUCUCAAAUCUCUUUUGAAGCUCAAACCAAGCCAAGUUCCUUCUUUUCUCGCAAGGAUCUGGACUGGCGUAUAUGCAUCUGUCGCCCGUGGCUAUGCUCUCAUGCUGAUGCAAUCUUUUAUUUUCUCCGAGCCUGCAUUCGAUUACCAGGGUAUUAUUCCUUUUACUUUGAUUGCUUUGGUUGAUGAUUCUGAAAGAGUCAGAAAAAACGCUAUUGCUGUUCUCAAGGCUAUUGUCAAGGCUUAUGAAACCCUUCCUAAAGACUUUACUGUCUGGGGUCUUGAGGAUAUUUUUGGAUCUGGCGAAAAGAGCAGCGAAGUCAAGUGGUGUUCUAUUGACAAUGUCGAGUCUUUCUUGAAAAACCACAUUCUCAACUAUGCUGAGGAAAUUCAGCUCAGCACUACAAAAGUUCUUUCUUCUUUGUCUGAUCUUUUCAAUAGCGAUGCUAAAGCUCAAAGGGCUAUUACUAAUGAAGUCUUUGCUGCAAUUGCUUCUCACUCUGUUUAUUGCAAAAUUCCCAACCCAAAAACUGCUCUUUUGCGUUUAAUUAAUGUUUCCCAAAAGACAAAAUCCAAGUUUUUGGGUCCUCUUUUAUCGACUUGGUUUAAGGAACGUGACUCUUAUCAAAAGAUUUGCACAGAAACCCAAUCUUCGUUCGACGACCUUGAGAAUGAGAUCUUUAACAUUCUUUCCUCUGGAGAACAAAACGUCGGAAUCACCUUUUUGGAAGAGGCUAUCAAGUCUGGAGUCCCAUCUGUUGCUGAAAAGGUGACUAAGAAGAUUAUCCAAUUGUGGAGUGAAUUCAAGCCCAAAACCCAGCUCCAACUUUUGAAGCUGCUUAUUGAACAUACUCUUGAUGAUGAUUGCUUCUUUGAUAGCAGCGAUAUCUUUAACGCUAUUCAAGUUUCUGCUCAAACUUUUGAAACCAUUCUUUCUGAAUGCACUCUUGAAUCUUCAAGUCACGCCAAUACCCAAGCUUCUGUUCCUAAGAGAAGAAGACAUAGCAGUGGUGCUGCCAAACAACUUCUUAGAACUGGAGAGAUUGCACAGGUCGCUGAGCGUCACCUCAAGAAAACUACACUUGUUUUGGAGAUUAUGGAGAAAAGCAAGCCUGUUGCCAAUGUUCACCUGCUUUCUCAACUCUUUACGAUUCUCAGUGAAAUUUUGACUCUUGGUGCUGAUUCCAACCUUCCUGUUGAUUACACUGAGCAGGUUUUGGCUAAUUGCAUGAUUUAUCUUGUCAAUAGCUUGAAGACUCAGCCCAAUAUCCGACUUGACUCAAACAGUAUGCGUUUUGACAUUCUUGUUUCCUGCAUCCGCAACUCCAACAGCAAGCAAGUUCAAAACAGAUUUCUUCUUUUGGUUGCCAACAUGGCCCCAAUGGCUUCCGAUACAGUGCUGCACAGUGUUAUGCCCAUCUUUACAUUUAUGGGUGCUAAUACUAUUCGCCAAGAUGAUGAGUUUUCAGCCUAUGUCAUUCAGCAGACAAUCACCCAGGUCAUCCCUGCUUUACUUGGAAACACUACUCAAAACAAGGACGAAGAAAUUGAUUUCCAAUUUUUGAGUUUUGUGAUUGCAUUUUCCCACAUUCCAAGACACCGUCGCAUUAGACUCUACAGUACUCUUGUCAAGACUCUUGGUUCUAAUACUCUUCACAGACUGUUGUAUCUUUUGGGCGAAAAGUACCACGAAGCUAAGACCAAGCGAAAGAACUCUGAAGCCAAGGCUCUUGUUCAAUUUGCUGAUGCCUUUAUCCGUGGGUUUUCUGUUGUUGAUCAGGGUGUCAUGAUUCACAGUUAUCUCGAGUUUCUGAAUUUAAUUCCUUUGGUGGAGCCCACUGCUAAGGAAAGAAAUGAAAAGGCAACUCCCUUUUUGCGUCGCCAAAUUUUUAGAACUGUUGUCGAGCUCCGAACUCCUGGUCUUUUGGCAUUGAAAAGCCAUCUUCUUGAGUUUCUUUCCCUCAUCAUUUCCAACGAGCAGGUCAGCACUGAAAACUUUGAUCCUCUUCGUAUUUCAAUCGGCAGACUUUUUGCUGACAAAUCUGCUUUAGAAGAUCAAGAACAGCUCAAGAAGAGUUCUGUGGAAUCUAUUUUCUUGAUUCUCAAGAGCUUGCCCGAGGUUCAAGGUUUGAAGUUGAAUGCUGAUAUUACCAGACCUGUUACUAAGGCUUAUUACACUUUAUUGGAUAGCAUUCUUGAGUUGUUGCCUAUUGAUGUAUUUGUUCAAACAUUCCGUGAGAUUCUUCUUAAUUCAUCUGAUAACAAGAUUAAAAUCAACUCUUUGGCUCUUGUUCGCAGUAAGUUUGAAAUCGAGGCUUACAUUAAUGAUGAUGCCAAUGCAGCUGCUCGUGAUGCAUUUACUUCUAUUUUGGAACUUAUCAAGUCUAGCGACAAUGACGAAAUCAUUCAAAUGUCUUUUGAUGCCCUUGACAGAAUUGUUUCCAAAUAUUGGGAGCAGUUUGAUCCUAAGGAGCUUCUUGAAGUUGUUUCCAUUGCUGUCGGUCCCAAAGGUAUCAAGCGCGCUCAAGUCGACAAUCUUGUUUCUGCUGUUGGCGCCAUUAGCAGUGUUAUUUCUGCUGUUGGCGCCAGAAGCAUUGGCUUUUUCAACAAAAUUAUCCCUGUUUUGUUUGAAAGAUUUGAAAACAGCGUUGCUCCGAAUACCACCGUUUCGGCUAAUGAUUCACGCAUGAUUCAAAUCUCUACUUUUGCAUUGACUGCAAAUCUUGUGCAGAGACUUCCUUCUUUCAUGACAACUUCUCUUUCAAAGGUUCUCAAGCUUGUUUUCAUCUCUACUAUUGAUGUUGAUACUAGACUCAGACUUUUAGAAACUCUUUCCAAUCACAUUGACCCUAAGAAGCUUCUUAAUGCUUACAUUGAGUCUUGGACAUAUGCAGUUAAUUCUAGCUGGGAUGCAAUCAAUUUGUUUUUGGUUUCCAUUGACAUUAUCGUGAGCUCUGUUGAACGUAAGGUUGUUUCUUCCAUUGCUGGUGGUCUUAUCGAAUUCUUGCUUUCUUCUUUUGAAGCUAGAACACUUGGUGACAAGUAUGAUGCCAACACCUACAACCGCAUUGAGAUGUCCUUGAUCAAGACUGGUCUUCAAAUUGUCAUGAAACUUAAUGACAAGACUUUCAGACCUUUGUUUGUCCGUAUGGUUCGCUGGGCUAUUGAUGGCGAAGGAAGCUCACCUUCCUUUGAUCCUGUUCAACGCAAGGUCAUUUUCUUCAAGUUUUCUGGAAGAAUGUUUGGUAGUCUUAAAUCUAUUGUUACCAGCUAUUACGGAUAUGUUGUUGAUGCUACUUGCGAUAUUCUUGAUGAUUACCUGAAUGCUGAAAAUCGUACAGCUCUUGUUAACAACAAGGCGUCCAAUGUUUUACGCACCACUAUUCUCCAUACUUUGGCAGUAUGCUUCCAAUACGAUCGUGAAGAAUUUUGGCAGGCUUCUGCAAGAUUUGACAAGAUUUCUACAUCUCUUCUUGGCCAGUACGCUACUAUUGAGCCCAACCAAGGUAAGGCUCUUGUCAAGGCUGUUGUGGCUUUGGCCGAGACUGUUUCAGCGCAAGAGCAAUACAAGAUCAUCAAUGAUGGCGUUGUUAAGCAUCUUAAGGAAUCUUGCAAGGUCAAUGAAAAGAUUUGGGCCAUUCGUACACUUAAGGCUCUUUAUUCUAAGCUUGGUGAAGAAUGGGUACCUAUGCUCAAUCCUCUUGUCCCCAUCAUUGCUGAGCUUUUGGAAGAUGAUGAGGAGAGUGUUGAACAAGAAGUUACAAAGAACCUUGUUCCUGUUGUCGAGGAGGUUCUUGGUGAAAGUCUCGACAGAUAUCUUUCGUAA